This is a messenger RNA of Drosophila mojavensis, 1358 nucleotides long. Its product is annotated as retinol-binding protein pinta. The record is from RefSeq and is a predicted model, not a curated record. Gene Ontology annotation, cellular component: membrane. The coding region runs from base 334 to 1305 and encodes 323 amino acids. NCBI's taxonomy places the organism in Eukaryota, Metazoa, Arthropoda, Insecta, Diptera, Drosophilidae. The transcript has 4 exons. Gene Ontology annotation, molecular function: phosphatidylinositol bisphosphate binding.
GUAGCAUUUCUUCAGUCGCUUAUGGGGCUCAGUGUAGUGAAGUGUGGUAAAGAGAAGAGAAAACUUGAGGAAAUACUUAGACGAAAUUCUUGGAGCCGCUAUUCCAGCAUGUUUUCCUUCACUUUACCCCGGUUAGCCCACAUUUAUCCACAAUCCAACUUAUGUCGGAGCUCAACAGCUGGCAACACUGUGAUAAGAUUCUCAACGACAUGUUUCUAAUCUAUAGACAGAUUAGCUCGAAUACUUGCCUUUGUUUCUUAUCAUAUUAGACUAAUAGAGUUUCACCUGCUAAAAUUGCAUUUUGAGCAAUUUGGGUUUGAUCGAUAUGUCAGUAUGCAUCUGAUUACCAUGAGCAUUACAAAGGAAUUCGCCGGAGUACGUCCGUUGCCAGCGGAACUUCAACGUAAAGCUAUUGAUGAACUGAACGAGGUGCCGGAUCGUGUCCUCUCAGAUAUUGCUGCUCUACGGGAAUGGCUGCUGAAGCAGCCGCAUCUCUGCUCCUGCCUCUCGGAUCAGUUCCUGCUGAGCUUUCUGCGUGGUAGCAAAUUUAGCUUGGAGAAGGCCAAGCACAAGAUUGAUCGGUAUUACACGCUGCAGGCUAGCAUACCUGAGGUGUUCAAUGAGCAUCGUUUAGCCGAUGAUGCUCAGGUGCUGGAAAUCAUUCGGAUGGGUGUUAUUCUAAGGAUACCCUUGGAUGUGGGCGACACCGGUCCGGCUGUGACCAUCAUUCGUGCCGGGUCUUACGAUACGCAGAAGUUCAAGUUCCAGGACAUCAUUCGAGUGGGCUCCAUGUUUGGUGAGAUCAUGAUGCUGGAAGACGACAAUGCGAAUGUCAGCGGCUAUAUCGAGAUCAUGGACAUGGCAGGAGUAACCGCUGCCCACCUGUUUGCACUGCAGCCGCAGCUGCUCAGCAAGUUCUCAGCCUUUGCGGAUGAGGCCAUGCCCACGCGGCAGAAGGGGAUUCACUUCAUUAAUGUGCCGGCGUCGUUUGAAAGCGGUUUCAAUUCGCUGCGUGCCUUCUUUCCUGCGAAGAUUAAGAAUCGGGUUUCUGUCAGCUCCGAUCCGGAGGCGAUCUUUGAGUGCGUUAAACGCGACUAUUUGCCGCAGGAGUACGGAGGCAGCAGAGGUACUAUGCAGGACAUCAUUGGGCAAAUGGAGUCCAAAAUGCUGAGCUACCGGGAAUACUUCGAGCAAUCGCAUCUCUUUGGCAGCAACGAGAAGCUGAGGGAUGAUAACGCCGCCAAUAUAGACUGCCAGAGUUACUUCGGCCUGGAUGGCUCAUUUCGCAUGUUAGAUAUCGAUUGAUAAACUCUAAAUUUGAUUAACUAUAAAUAGCCAAUAAAUUGAUUUGACUUUGA